AGUAGCUUUUAGACUUUUAGUGUUACCUUCAGCGACAACAGGCCCUGAUAACCGAAUGUUUGUACGAUUUCGAAUUUCUUGGUCUAAAAUUGAUCAUUCUGCAUACGUUAUAGCAAACUCGGCUAUUAUUCAAAGGAUUACAGAGAAUAUACGACAUGAACUAGUUAAUUUUUGCCAAGAAAUGCUUAAAAUAAAACAAGUAAGAGAUGAUUAUCGUGAGAUGCUGGAAUUAUCAGUUAUAUUUCUUGGUGAAGAACCCACCAGAGGAAUAAAAUUUAUGACUCCAGGUGCUACUAGUCAUUCACGUUGGAUGUCAAAAGUAAUUUACUGUUUAAAAAUAUUUAUGUUUAGUGAACAAUUUCAUCUAAGUACCAAAGAAAAAAGGGGCCUCGAGGAAAUAUGUGUUUUCAUUGUAACCGUCCAUUUAAAAAAUUGGUUCACUGCAACUUUGGCGGCAUGUGCUCCAAAUAAUGACUUGCAACUGAUAAAGACCUUAAUAAAAUAUGAUAAUCCACAUAUUUCAAAAGCCACUGUAAAAAAAAUGAUGGGUCAUUUAUGGUAUUUGUCAGAUGAGUUAGUUGGUCUUUGUCUGUUCGACAAAAAUGUCCCUGUUGAAACCAAAUGUAAGAUAAUUUACGCCAUAAAUAAUAACCCCUCUCCAGAAGUUCCCAAUGUAAGACCGAAAAUUGACCAACACGAUGUAGAAAAUUUACAGCUUCAUGAUUUAGCUAACAAAAAUACAAUACAAAUUUUCACAGAAUUUGGUGUCGAUGAAUUUUUGAAAAAUGACGUGGUAAACUGGACCGAGUCUAAAAGCUACUUAAAAGCAGAGGAAGUUUUUAAGAAUCUUCGAGUUACCAAUGACGUGGCAGAAAGAGGAGUUUCAUUGAUUCAAGACCUUAAUCGCAAAAUUACUCAUGAUGAGGAUCAACUUCAGUUUCUCUUACAAGUAGUUUCUGAGCAUCGGAAGAUUUACCCUGAUUGCAGCAAACAAACUUUAAAAAAAAGCAAUUCAACUUUUCUAUAAUUUUUUAAUUCUUUAGUAAGUAAAAUUAGAAAUGUUAAAAAUGAUUUAUAUAAUAUAGCUUGACUUAUUGAUAAAAAAAUAUAAGAACGUAUACAUAAAAUAGUUUUCAUUAUUAUUUUAUUUUUUUUUUAAGUUAAAAAUUUUCAAAUAGCUUGGGAUGGCUCAAAAAUUAAUUUUUAGUGUUUUUUUUUCUUGAGAAUUGUAUAUAAAACCAGGUAGAACAAUUUUCAAGUGUAGGAGUAUAACUUAAAAAAAAAAUUUUUUUUUUGUCACUUUUAGACCACCCUAAUAUAUAUAUAUAUAUACAUUACAACGUAUUCAAGAUGGUCCUAUAUAGAGUGUUUACAGUAGUAAAUAAGGAAACGGAUUUCUAUUGUUCUCAUUGUUUGAAACAAUUGCAUGUUUUCUUAAUUACUGAACAUUUUGUUGGUUAACAAAAAUUAUAGUUGACUAGUAGCCCGUUUAUUUGAUUGUACAUAUUUCAGUUGUGUAUACAGAGUAAUCAAAAUCAUGUAAGACACUCAUUUUCUCAGAAAAUAUUGAGAAUUUUAAAUUUUAUUAUAGAGAAAAAAUAUCAAGUUCAAAAAACUCUACAUUAAUAUGUAGUUAAAUCAUAAUUUUUUUUUGUUCCAUCAAGGAUAAAAACCCUUAUUUAUAAUUUUCUUAAAUGGGAACCCUUAUUUUUAACUGUGUAAUAUGAUAGAAAAAAAACUACAAACAAUUUUAAUGCUAGACUCUAGACAUCCAACCAGCCAAGAUUCCCAGCCUAGUAUCAUUAAUGGGUGAUUUCUUAAUUUAAAAAUUCAUGCCACUGUUAUAAUAUCAUAUAUACUUAUUGUGCUAUGUUGUACAGAUUGUGUAUUUCAAAUUGUAAAUAAAAUAACAAACAAUUUUAUUCUUAUAAUUUUUACUUACUGUAUUAAAUACAGAAGUUAUUAUUUUUAUUUGCUAUUACAUAAACUAAAUUUAAUUGAUCAAGUUAUGACAGGUAAAUUAGCUAUAAAAAUUUACUACACACUAAAUGAGUGAUAACAAUAAUAGAUUCAAACCGGGUUUUCGGUGUAGUAUUAAUAGCUAAGUCUAUGAUUUUGUAAGACUAAAGGAUCUAACAAAAAUACCGGUUGCACUGCUACCGAUAUUAUGAAACGUAAUAAAUGAUAAUACUUUUUCUGAUAGUCAAAAUCUUUAAAAAAUUAUAAAACGUAAACGGCUGUUCUGUGAAAGAAAUUAUAAGAACAAAUUGUUUUUAAUUUUUUUUUCUAUCAAAUAUUAUCAAAUCAAAAAUAGUGGUUCCCAUUAAAAAAAAUUAUAAAUAAACAUUUUUAUCCCUGAAGGGAUAAAAAAAAAUUCAUUUAACUUCAUAUUAUUGUAGAGUUUUAUAAACUUAAUAAUAUUUCUUUUUACAAAAAUUUUAAACUCUCAAUAGUACCUGAGAAAAUAACUGUCUUAUCAGAUUUCGAUCACUUUGUAAAUUGAUACAACUUAGGUACACGGUGUGUAAUCAAACAAAAAAACGGUAGCACAGUGGUGUCAGGGGCACAGUAUGGACGUGGCGUAG
Daktulosphaira vitifoliae (grape phylloxera) is the source of this 2585-nucleotide messenger RNA. RefSeq lists its product as uncharacterized. Lineage: Eukaryota; Metazoa; Arthropoda; Insecta; Hemiptera; Phylloxeridae. The record is from RefSeq and is a predicted model, not a curated record. The transcript has 2 exons. The coding region runs from base 56 to 1027 and encodes 323 amino acids.